Papaver somniferum (opium poppy) is the source of this 1447-nucleotide messenger RNA. RefSeq lists its product as uncharacterized. The record is from RefSeq and is a predicted model, not a curated record. The transcript is spliced from 7 exons. NCBI's taxonomy places the organism in Eukaryota, Viridiplantae, Streptophyta, Magnoliopsida, Ranunculales, Papaveraceae. Bases 48 to 1202 code for a protein of 384 amino acids.
AUCUGAAUCAUCGUCAUCUCCAUAACUUAAGAUCGAAUUUUUAUACAAUGUCAAAUUAUACCUGCUUCGCUCGUUCUCUUAUAUUUACCAUAAUCUCUUUUGGAAUUCUAAUGCAUGAAUUUGUUGAAGGUAAAACAACUUCAAAUACAGCUACCUCAAUAAUCAAGACUAUUAAGGGUGACAAUAGAGAGAUUAUCGAUUGUUACGAUAUAUACAGCCAACCUGCUUUCAACAAUCCUUUGCUUCGUAAUCACAAGAUACAGAUGGAACCAAGUUCAUAUCCGAAAGGAGUACAACCAAAGGAUCAAGGAAUCUUUAAGCUAACACAAUCUUGGCAUAAGUAUGGAUUAUGUCCAGAAGGAACUGUCCCCGUACGAAGGUCUAGAAAGAAUUACAAUCCAAGAGCAUCAAUUUCGAGUACACGCCAGCUUUUCCCAUCUUUAAUGGAUGCUACUACUACCGUUGAGUACGCGAUAAUUACUCCAGAUGGAGACACUUUUCAAGGAGCACAAGCGAGUAUUAACAUUUGGAAACCACUAAUCGAACAACCAGAGGAAUAUAGUACAUCACAAAUUUGGAUUUCGACGGGCCACAUGCAAGAAGUUAUUAUAACCGGUUGGGAAGUUAACAAAAAGUUAUACGAUGACAACGAGCCAAGGUUCACUUUGCACUGGACAGCUGACAAAUUCAACACGACGGGUUGCUACAAUAUUUAUUGCCCAGGUUUUGUGCAGACAACGUCAAAGAUCUCCCUUGGUUCCAACUUCGAUCAUAUAUCUAUUAUUAAUGGCACCCAGUACUCUUCCACCUUCGUAAUGUUUCAGGAGAAAUCAACUGGAAAUUGGUGGUUGCAAUUAGAAGGUAUUGUUGUGGGAUACUGGCCACAUCUUCUCUUUAAGCAAUUAUCAGUAAAGGCAACACGAACAGAUUUUGGUGGAUUUGUUUUAAAUACAAAACCUAAUGGGCGACAUACCAAUACUCAAAUGGGCAGCGGUCAUUUUCCUUCUGAAGGAGCUUUUGGGAUAUCAAGUUUUUUUGAUCGAGUUAAAGUAGUUGAUGGAAAUUAUGAAUCUAAAAUACCUAAAUAUGUUACCAAGUCCAUAACAAAUCCAAAUUGCUACGAUUUGAUCCUUGACAAGGAUGAUUCCAGUGGCAUCAAAUUCAACUAUGGAGGUCCUGGUUUUUCCAGUACUUGUCAAUGACUGCCCCUGACGUGAUCUAAGGUGGCUAUUAUCUACAAGGCUAGAGCUGAGCAGGUUACUUGGCAUCUACUAAUGCGAAUAAAGAUUGUCAUGGAACAAUGAGCCAAAGAAACGAUAUGGAUAUCACUCGUUCGGAACCGUACCGUCCAUUUUCUGUUUGUUUUGAUUUUCCAAAGAAACGGCAAAUGAGUUGGCUUGAAUGAAUGGAUUUUUCUAAUAAUUAUUAAUCUUUAAUUUUGUUUGCA